AUGGACGAAGGGGCAGCUCCACUUAAUCAGCAACAACAACAAACUACCGGGGGUUCACCCACAGAAACAACAGAUGGCACCGUCUCCAAUUCAACAUUACAGAAUGAGGUCACCAGCGGUGAGAAGAGUGACAGUGGUAAGGUGGCUUCAGCAAGUGCUACCGCGAAGGCUUCGAGGAAACGUACAAAGACAGGAUGUUUAACCUGCCGAAAACGUCGCAUAAAAUGCGGAGAAGAACGCCCAACCUGUGGGAAUUGCAUCAAGUCCAAACGUAACUGCGAGGGAUACAACCAACGCGUCGUCUUCAAGGACGGUAUGAACGGGAUGUAUAGGCCUGGGAUGCUGGGUGCGGCAGGAGGUACGGGUGGUUCGUCAACAGAUAAUCGACGUCUCAUACAACCAUAUCCCAUCCAGCCUGCCCCUGCUCCUGGGUCGUCUGUUACACAUCAGCCAAUUGCAAUUCGACCUGCACCGGUCCCACAGGCACAGGCAGAAACAUACUUGAACCUCGCCCAGGACCAGUCUAAACCACCACAUCUGAGGGCCAUAUAUGCGGAACGUGGACAAGCACUCCAGGCCCAUGGGCAGCUACCUCCCCAUCCAUUGACACCGUCGGAUCCACAUGGGCAACCCGAACAGUAUGGACAUCAUGAUCCAUACCAGCAGCAGGUACCCGUGCCGCAGUCCAACGACACUACGGGCCAGUAUCCACCCUACUAUGAGCAUAUAUCAGGUCCGGGGACGGGGUCCUUCCCUGGAGUGGUUGAUAGGUCCCUUCCGCCAGGAUCGUCUACUGAAUUUGGUGCUCAAACAUUUUUUCCAACACCUCAGUAUAUCGGAUCAUCGUCGGCGCCUUCUUUUCCAUCGUCUCACCCGUCGGCGUCGAACUCAUGUCCUUUCAACCCACCAAUGCCUACAAAGUACAACAUGGAACAGAUGAAUCAACCAGGGCAGGAGUUCUCGGAUAAUCCGACUUCCACGUCCUACCCAGAACCACCUAUGAUUGCUGCUCCUAGCCACGACCUCCACUUUCUCGGGCCAGAGACAGCGCACCUAUCCCAUCGUCGCGCAAGUGGGGUUGAAUAUAACGACGAUGAGGACGAUGAUCUCUACGACGUAGAAGACGACGAUGAGGAGGAGGAGGAUGACGAUGACGACGACGACUAUGAAGUGCGUGAACUUGACCAGAUGAUGCUUGACCCGGACGGCCAAUCAAUCUCACCCAGAGCCCAUAUCAGCAACAUCAUCGCCCCACUCAGCAAGCAUCUGAAUGAGCACAGCAGAAUAUCAUUCAGGAGCUUCCUGCCCGACCAGAACACACUAACAAACUACCACCCAUCAAUGGGCUCAAGCCCGCUCAUGAACAGCACCACAGCGAAGAUCUUCUGCCAUUUUAUAUACGUCCUCGGCCCCAGCCUGUCGCUGUUUGAGCGGCAACCACCAAACCCCCACGUCGCAUUCACGCCCGGGGCUGGGCUGCAGGGCCCGCAAAACGUGUGGUCAUACACAGUCCCGAUGCUCUCGCUGAGCCAUCCGCCCCUGAUGCACGCCAUAUUGGCACUGAGCAGCCUGCACAUCUCAAAGCUCACCAAGGGGCCCUCGCACCCCAGCCUGCUGCACUACCAUAUUGCCUUGCGGCGGCUCGGAAAGGCGAUUGCGAGCGACAAGCACAGGGGCCAUGUCGCAACCCUGUCGGCAACCCUCCUCCUGGGGUACUAUGAAACCAUGGCCGCGGAACACGAUAAGUGGAGCUCGCACAUCCACGGCGCGAAGCAGCUGCUGAAGGAGAUUGAUUUCGACCGUGUGGCGAGGCGGGUCGAGAUUCUGGAUGAGCAGGAUCGCAUCAGCCAGCAGCAGCAGCGUGAGGGUGGCGGUCCGGGUGGUGAGCAGCAGCAGCAUCUGCAGACAGAGGGCCAGCUCUGGCCGCCGCCUCCCCCGCAGCCGGGGCAGCAGCCGAGUAUGCUCCGGCUGCGCAAGAUGCGGAAGCAGCAGGUAUACAACGACGCUGACGAGAACUUUGCCUCCAUGCUCUCUGGGCAUGGCCGUGCUGCGCGGAACCGCGGAGCCAGAAGAGGGGGACAGCAACAGGAAGGAGGGGGAGGAGGAGGAGGAGGAGGAGGAGGCACAGCAGCUGGAACGACCACCACUAAGGAGCUGGAUGUGAUGCAGUUGCAGGCAGACAUGUUUUGGUGGUUUGCCAAGAUGGACUGCUACCAGAGCCUUGUUAGUGGAUGUCCCCUCGUAUUGGACUACAUUUACUGGUCGCAGUGUCCGCCCCGCGCGCGCAUCGGCACGCUCGGCAUGUCGUAUGGCAGCUCCGACCACUACUUCCUCCUGCUCGGAAGGCUGUGCGCGUUCCAGGAGAAGGACUUGAAGAGGAAGAAGGCGGGUCCACCCCCGGGGUGGACGGGCCCGCCGCCGCCCGGGUGGGGGAGAGGUGGGCCGCCGCAGGGAAUGGGAAUGGGGGGACCGCCGGGUAUGGGUUUCCCGGGUGGACCUCCGGCUGGUAUGGGGCCGCCUAAUGGCAUGGGAGGGCCACCGAAUGGUAUGGGAGGGCCACCUUCUGGCAUGAACGGUAUGCCGGGCAUGAACGGUGAGAACAUACAAUACGGCAUGGCACCCGCCCCCCCAGGCCCCCCGCGAGUCCCCCCAGCCUUCGCCCAAAACUUCCCCGAACUCUCACGCGAAAACGAACAGCGCCACCAAUCCCAGAACGAACCCCCCGAAGACCUCACCGCCGCAACCCUCGAAGCCGAGCGCGAAUGGUCCGCCAUCCAACAUGCAUUCCACGUCUUCCAGCAGUCCCUCGGCGAGGAGUACCAGCCCCUGCCCAUCGAAUACAUGCCCGUGCAGAAUACGCCCUUCGGCGCCGCAAUCUAUUACCGCACCUACUCGAUCGCAACACUGCAGAUGCUCUACUACAUGGCCAUGAUCGUCCUCGAGCGCUGCCACCCCUCCAUGCCGGCAGUCACCAUGAUGGCCGCCGGCGUCGCGGCCCCCAAAACCGCGCGCAUGGCAAUCGACAUUGCGCGCGUCACCGCGGGGCUAGUCCCCACGGACCCCAACGGCCAGAUCAACCCCGCGCUCGGUGCUGGGCUUAUCGAGUCGUCGAUGCCGCUGUUCUUUGCGGCCGUGCAGUAUCAGGAGCAGGCGCAGCGCGACUGGGUCGUCAGGAAGCUAAGGGAGAUUACGCGGCUGACGGGGUGGGCGACGGCGUCGCGGGUGCUGCUGGGGUGUCAGAGGGCGUGGGAGAGGGCCGCGGAAAUGGGGAAGGGGCCCAGGUAUGAGAGGCCGCCGUUUGAGGAGGAGGGAGAGUUUUUCUAUGAGUGGAAUUUGGGCCCGGGGGGUGCUGCGGCGGCGGCGGUGGCGGAGGCGGGGAAUGGAGAGGGGAGGUAUUUGUGGAGGAGUGCGGGGAGGAGGUUGGCGGGGGCGGCGGGGAUAUUGGGGCCGUUGAGGGAGGAUUUUGGGGUGGGGGGUUUGACGAUUUAG
Messenger RNA from Morchella importuna, 3489 nucleotides. RefSeq lists its product as uncharacterized. The coding region runs from base 1 to 3489 and encodes 1162 amino acids. Lineage: Eukaryota; Fungi; Ascomycota; Pezizomycetes; Pezizales; Morchellaceae. Gene Ontology annotation, molecular function: zinc ion binding; transcription cis-regulatory region binding; DNA-binding transcription factor activity, RNA polymerase II-specific. The transcript has 5 exons. Gene Ontology annotation, biological process: positive regulation of transcription by RNA polymerase II. The record is from RefSeq and is a predicted model, not a curated record. Gene Ontology annotation, cellular component: nucleus.